Messenger RNA from Cyclopterus lumpus (lumpfish), 4087 nucleotides. It is a transcript of the gene pex1, whose product is annotated as peroxisomal biogenesis factor 1. Gene Ontology annotation, cellular component: peroxisome; cytosol; peroxisomal membrane. The record is from RefSeq and is a predicted model, not a curated record. Bases 95 to 3844 code for a protein of 1249 amino acids. Lineage: Eukaryota; Metazoa; Chordata; Actinopteri; Perciformes; Cyclopteridae. The transcript has 24 exons. Gene Ontology annotation, biological process: protein import into peroxisome matrix. Gene Ontology annotation, molecular function: ATP binding; ATP hydrolysis activity.
GCGAGGCACCAAGAGCACAUCGAUCGGCUUUGUUGCACCUUUAACGUUAGCAGAGUAACCUGCUUAGCAUAGCUAGUCGGGCUAUGUGACAAUCAUGUUUAGUAAUCAGGGCAUUCAACCCGUAACUGUUGUUUUUAACAACACAAAAAACUGCUUUCUUCAUCUCUCCUCAAAGUUGAUAUCGCAUCUUUCUCUGAACGAGAACCAGGCGUUGGAGUUGUCCUGGGGCCAUGGCUCUCCAGUGUUCCUCAGCUGGACUCAAAACAGAACCUCCUGCAGCCUGGACAGCCAUAAAGUGGAACUGUGUCGACAACUGGGAGAAAAGCUUGGCCUGCGCGACGGGGAGCAGGGCUUCCUGAGACCAUGUCACCAAGUCUCAUCGGUGCAUCAAGUAUUUGUGGAGCCACUGUCAUCUGAUGACUGGGAAAUCUUGGAGCUCCACAGUGCUGCACUGGAACAGCAGCUGUUGGAUCAGAUCAGAGUUGUUUUUCAAGAUGCCGUGUUUCCUGUGUGGGUGGGCAGCCACACUGCCAUCUACAUCCAAAUAGCAUCGCUUUCACCAUCUGUGCCUUAUGGUCGCUUGGAGCAGUUCACAGAACUAGUGGUCUCUCCAAAGAACCGUGCUGGAAUUGGCCAGCUCAUUGGUUCUCCAGUGAGAAACAGCAAGAAACAGCAUUUUAACAGACAGCAAAAUAUGGAUCUUUCGAACCCCUCAGGACCGUCACUGGAAAGUACCUCCCAUGUGCCUCAAAUCCACCAGUGGGGGGGCAUAGCUGAUCUGAAGAGCCUGCUACGCUAUAUGAUAAAAGGUGCUUAUGACCCAGUUAAAGAGCUACCACCUUUACCUGAGGUCCCUGUCCUCUUCACUGACUCUCUCUACAGAGUGUGCGGUGCACCUCCAGACUCCCUUUGCACUAUAAGCCAUAUUGCAACUGCCGUUAUUCAUUUAUUUCCUUGGAGCCGGGGGUUGAAUGCUGGGCCAACUGGAGGUCAGUCACUGGUGACUUAUGGCCUGCUCUCCAAAGUUCUCUCUCCUAAAGAAUCAAGGGACAAAGCCAAGCAGGCUAUGGAGAAAAAGAAGCAUGCAGGUGUUACUAAAGUUGCGGGAGGAGAGGAGGUGAAAGAAGAGAAAGCUACAGUGGUCAGGGUGGUGUGCCAUGAUACUGAGAAGCUAGCAUGCAAGGAAAGGAGUCCCAGCAAGGGAGAAAUCCAUAGUGGAAGAGUAUGGAUCCCACAGGCCCUGGCCUUCAGGUUGAAUAUCAUCCCACAUUCAACAGUUAGAAUCAAGCCAGUCAAAUCAACUAUCAAAGUAGCCUCCUCUAUUCGUCUUAAGCCUCUCAUACCACUGCUCGAGGAGGACGACGAAGAGAUCCAGACAGCUUUCCUCGGUUGGCUCCACACUCAGAGUCAUGAACCUUUAGCCUGUCUGACUGCACGGUCUGGCACCAUCCUCCUACAUGGAACUGAUGCAAAGUUAGAGUUUUCCUUAACGGUACUGAAACCGGAACCAGAGAGUGACCCUCCAGACCAGCUGUUUUCACUCACAUCUGCUGUUAUCCAGAAGGAAAACAUACAGGUCGACCGAGAACCAUUGCCAGCUGUGAAUUCUACAACUGGAACGCCCGACCCAGAGCUUCCCUCCCUCAGUAUUCUAGGUGGGAUUGAUGAGCUUAGUAGGACUGGAUCUGACUUCAUCUCCCACAGCCUUCUGGGUAGUCCCCUCUAUAGAGAGCUUGGCACAACUGGACUGGGACUCCAGGGAGGAGCUCUACUCAUCACUGGUGCUAAGGGAAGUGGAAAGAGCACUCUAUCCCGAGCCCUUUGUAGAAAAGCUCGAGAAGAUCUGGAUACACAUGUUGAGCUGGUAGACUGCAAAAAACUACAAGGCAAAAGGUCAGAAACAGUGAGACAGAUGCUGCAGGAUAUUUUUGAACAGGCGGAGUGGAGGCAGCCAUCAGUUGUUCUGCUUGAUGACCUGGACCAUGUGACUGGGGCACCAAACUCACCAGAGCAUGAGCAUGGUGCUGAGGCGCUGCUGCAACAGCACAUUGCACAGAGUCUAAAAGAUGUUGUGGAUAAGGUCCUGGUUCACUCCAGUCUGGUGUGUCUGAUCAUCACCAGUCAGAGUGAGCAUUCCCUGCACCCCUCCCUGACCGAGAUGCAGGGGUCCCACUUCAUCCAGGGCUUUGUACACAUCCAGCCAUCAGACCAGGCUCAAAGAGCUGAAAUCCUGCACCGCCUGAUUCUCAGAAAAACCAGCAUAUCUGUUGAGACCUUACAGACUCUAGACCUGGCAGCUGUUGCCAAGGAGACACAGGGAUACACGCCCCAGGACCUUUUACUAGUGUUGGAGCGGGCUGUCCAUGCCAACACUGUACAAGGAGGGCACAGUGACCAGGGUGUGUGUCUGUCGUGGAGGGACUUUGUGCAGGCUCUCAAGGAGUUCACGCCUCUCUCGCUGUGGGGUGUAGACCUCCACACCCCAAGUGGAGUUGGGCUGGAGAGGGUGGGGGGGCUGAGAGAAGUGCAACAGCAACUAAUGGAUACCAUACUGCUCCCCGCUAAGUAUCCAAUCCUGUUCUCCAAUCUUCCUAUCCGCCAUCGCUCAGGAAUAUUGCUGUAUGGAGCUCCUGGUACAGGGAAGACCCUGCUGGCCAGGGCUGUGGCCAAAGACAGUGGUAUGAACUUCAUCAGCAUCAAGGGGCCUGAGCUUCUGAGUAAGUACAUUGGAGCUAGUGAGCAGGGAGUCCGUGAUGUCUUCCAGAGGGCGCAAGCUGCCAAGCCGUGCAUUCUGUUCUUCGAUGAGUUUGACUCUCUGGCUCCGAGGAGGGGCCAUGACAGCACGGGUGUAACCGACCGUGUGGUUAACCAGCUCCUCACCCAGCUGGACGGGGUGGAGGGACUGCAGGGUGUUUAUGUGCUUGCAGCCACCAACCGUCCAGAUUUGAUAGACCCGGCCCUGCUAAGACCUGGACGCCUGGACAAAUCCCUGUACUGCCCCCCUCCUGACCUGGAAGCUCGUGAAGAGAUCCUGAAGGCUCUGAGCAACGGCAUUGCCCUUGCCGCUGACGUGGACCUUGAGCAGCUGGCAGCAGCAACAGAGCAGUUCACCGGGGCAGACCUGAAGGCCCUGCUCUACAAUGCACAGCUGGAAGCGGUCCACAACAGCAUGGGCUCCAGCACACCACGUGAGCUGACCUCCGGCUCAGACAGCGACAUGAGCCUGUCCUCCAUGAUCUUCCCGAACAACAGCAGUGGCUCAGAUGAUUCGGUUGGUGAUGGGGACCCAGGCGUGGGGCUGGACCAGUCCAUGAUUCUCCUGGAGUCCAGUGAGCUUCAAGCAGAAGACGAACAACAUUGUGGCAAUGUUUGGAGACUCUACUUUGGAAGCUCAUACGAGUCAGAGUUGGAGAAUUCACCGAUUUCAGAACUGAACUCUCGCUGCGUCUCUGGACCGAACUCCGUGACCCAGGACUUAACAAGGGCAUCAGGUCGGGAACCUGGACGCUCACUCACCCCUGCCUACAUGUCCUCCCUCCGGAGCGGGUACAAAGAACUCGGCCCAGAGCAGCUGGACCGCCUACAACAAGACAUCAACAACAUCAAGACCAACUACCGGAGAGCUAAUGAGGCCUGUGUCCGGGUGCAUUCAGUCUCCAGCCAGCCAGGCCUCCUGCUGUGUCAGGCUCAUGUGAACUCCGCCUUGGCUGUGACCAGACCGUCUCUCAGCAAAGCCGACUGCAGCAGAUACACAAAACUGUAUGCAGCCUUUGACAGUGCAGAAGAUGGAAAAUCUCUUCACUCUGCUACAUUUAAACCUGGACAACGUGUGACUUUAGCUUGAUCAGACAUGCUAGCACACCUAAUUUGUUAUUUUGAUUUAAUAAAAACAUAUAUAGCUUAUAAUCGUACACGCUGUGUAGUUUAAUAGCUCUAGAGCUUUGAAGAAAAUGUAAAUUAAUAUAUUUCCUGCUGACUUGAUCCUGAGUGAGACUGUUAUCUACUUAUAAUGUAAUCGCUGUAUAUUUUGUACAAUGCCAGGGGAUAAAUUAUGUAAUUGUUAGAAUAAAAUUGUUGUUCAAAUCUU